GCCUCCGUCCUCUGCCGCCCUGCUCUUCAGGCCCAGCUCGGAGACUGUGGGUCUCCAUGACAACCAGAGGCUUGGAGGAUCUGGAUGGGGGCCUGGGCAGCUGCCUCCCCAGCGAUGAGUUUCCGUUCCUGGAGGAGCCGUGCUCAGGCCGGCGGCCCGACGGCAAGGCACGAGGGGCAUCCAGGCCGGCUGACGCAAGUGGCUGGACACAUGUCCUCCAGGCCCCAGAGACUGCAGGCGCUGCGGGAAAGGAGCUCGCGGCCCAGGAGGCUCCGGGAACCAGCAAAGGGAUGCCCAAAGCGGGGACAAGUCCCCGGAGCGUUCCCGCGCGCAGGAAGUUGCAGGCUGCGCCUCCCCUGAAGCCGCCGCCGCCGCCGCCGCCGCCCAGCGACGAGCUGCCCUGGGGGGACCUGACGCUCAACAAGUGCCUGGUGCUGGCCUCGCUGGUGGCGCUGCUGGGCUCGGCUCUCCGGCUGUGUCAGGACGCCCUGGCAGGGGAAGUGCCGGCGGCUGCCCCUCACCAGUGGGUCCCGCCGGGUCCUCCACCUCGGAAGCCAGAGGCGCCCGCGCCUCAGCCCCAGCUCUCGGUGCCUCCAUCCGGGCCUCCUGCGCCCGAGCCCGCGCCGCCCGGGCCGCCCGGGCCCCAGGCACAGAAGCAGGACAAGCCUGAGGCUACAGCAGCACGGGGUGAGCCUGGGGGGGCCCCCCCGGAGGCCUCUGGGGAGGAGCGCGCACCCCUAGGAGACCGAGGGUCCCCGGAGAGGCCGCGGAAGGAGAAGCCAAGGGCAGGAGAGAAGCUGAAGAAGGAGAAGCCGGGGAGGGAGAAGCCCAGGAGGGAGGAGAGGCGGCGGGCCAGCAGGGAGCCCGGCCCGUUCCUGUCCCGGCGCUGGGAGGCGCGCGCAGGAGGCCGUCGGCCGCGGGACUCCAGGCAGCUGGAGCGUGAGAGGCGGCAGGCCUGGGCUCCCCGGCCGCGCCGUGACCGUGACAGCCGGCCCAGGCAGAAGCCCCGAGGGGGGAAGGGGCGCGACUGAGCCCGCCCUGUCCUCCUCGCCCUCAUGCGCGAAUCCCGCGUCCCCUCUCCACGCAGC
Messenger RNA from Onychomys torridus (southern grasshopper mouse), 1088 nucleotides. It is a transcript of the gene Jsrp1, whose product is annotated as junctional sarcoplasmic reticulum protein 1. Lineage: Eukaryota; Metazoa; Chordata; Mammalia; Rodentia; Cricetidae. The coding region runs from base 57 to 1031 and encodes 324 amino acids. The record is from RefSeq and is a predicted model, not a curated record. Gene Ontology annotation, biological process: regulation of ryanodine-sensitive calcium-release channel activity; skeletal muscle contraction. Gene Ontology annotation, cellular component: sarcoplasmic reticulum. The transcript has 7 exons.